This is a messenger RNA of Larimichthys crocea (large yellow croaker), 2236 nucleotides long. RefSeq names its product apolipoprotein F (gene apof). The record is from RefSeq and is a predicted model, not a curated record. The transcript has 2 exons. Lineage: Eukaryota; Metazoa; Chordata; Actinopteri; Sciaenidae. Gene Ontology annotation, biological process: cholesterol metabolic process. Bases 297 to 1619 code for a protein of 440 amino acids.
CCCCACGUGAAUCAAUAUGCAAGCCCUGAUCUCCCUGUUGAGCAAUGAGGCCAAAGAGAAGCGAGAGCUGAAAGACAGAUGGGACAGUGGGAGGGCUGUGGGACUGUCAUGUGUAAAGAAGGAGAUUCUCAUUGGAGGCAAAGAGAAAGAAGAUUGUUAUGCAUGUUUUGAGGAGGAAAAAAGGGGGGAAAGGAAAAACAAAAAGGCAUCCUACACACUGAAGCCAUCUUGGUCGCUACACUCUGGACUCCAGAUCUGAUUAUUAUUAAGUGGCUUCGAGGGAAAAAAGGCGUGGAAUGAUGUCCAUUAAAUUGAAGUGGCUGAUUGUGAUCCAACUCCUGCUGAAUGAACAGGCUCUGUGCAGGGUGCCACCUCCUCUGGCACUGAGAAACACUCUGCUUCCAAGAGCUGACUUCCAUGGAGAGGUAGAGGAGACAGCCAAACAGGAUCAUCAGUCUCUCCUGGGACCCCAGCUCCAGCAUGGACCCCCAUCUGCAGGCAAACCUGGUCUUGUAUCAGUGGUUGCACAAAAAGAGGAGAGUGUCCGAUCGGCUAAAGAUAUAAUAUCAGACCUUAGGACGAAGCUUCAGGGGCAGAUUCGAGAUCAUCUCCACAUCCAAGGGAACGUGAGCUGUGAGGAGCUGCUGUCUGCUAGCACUGUGGAUGACCCAGCAUCCUCCAUGUUCCCCCAGGAGCUGCUGGGUCUCUCUUUGGUGCCCGUGUUGGUGGUGGCAGGUUGUGCACAGGAGGCAGAGACCCUAGUGCUCAAGCUCUACGACCUGCUGGGAGUAGUAGAUACAGAGGAGCUCCUGAUGGAGGUGGAAAGUCUGAUAGAAAGGAGGUUACGCAAGUCCACAUCUGCACCUGCAUCUGCAGCCUUGCUUUCAGAGAGAGAUGAAGCUGGGCGCCACAUAGAGGCUGUGAUGUUUAACAUCCAACAGCUGACCAUGAUAGGAGAAGGUACUUCUAAGCAGGAAGGGCAUUGCGAAGGUUGGACCAGGAUGAAUGGAACCACGCUGGUAGGAAGAGCCGUAGAAGGAGCCACAGGUGAUCUGGAGGAAGCUGUGAGCACCUGUGAGAGACUGGGAGUCCUGUGUGCUGGUGUGACGAGCAGUGGACUACUCAAACCUGGGAAGUACCAGGCAGUGUUCAAGAAAGGUAGUCGCAUCCUGCCAUCUGAAUCAACAGAGCAUGAAUGCUGGAUCCGUCAGUGUGGUUCAGGGGAGGAUGUUUCGACCCCCGCUGCUUCAGGUCGACGGAUGAAGCGAAGCCCCCAGAGGAGCUGCAUCAACAAAAGCGAGGAGCGCGUGUACAACGUGGUGGAGUGGAUCCCUGCGGUCAGCACCCUCUACAACCUCGGCACAGCUGUGUAUUACGCCUCAGUCAACUGCUCUGAAACAGCCAAGGAGAGAGCCAUCCUCAGUGCCGUUGACCUCGGCACAGAUGCUCUCAUGGUCGCCACGGGGGGGACUGCUGGGGUGGCAGGCUACGCCCUGGGUGCAGGGGUGAAGACCGGUGUGAAAGCUGGUGUCAGGUAUCUGCUCAACUCCAUGAAGCAGGAAGACGACAUGCUGGUGAACCAGUUCAGCUGGGAGGAGGGCGUCCUCACCAUCCAGUAGACUGAAGGAGCAAUAAAUCUGUGAAGCUUUGGCAAUAAACGUCCUUGUAAUUAGAUGAUACAUUUUUUUUAAACAAUGACACAGGAUCAGUGUUAGUUAUAAUCUAGAUUAAGUGUGUUACUGCGCAUGUAAACUUCAUUUGACACAAUAAUUAUUCUUCAUUAAGGAUGAUGUGAGUUAGACUCUAAAUGUAGUAAAUUAUUUUAUUUUCGAGAGACUCAUUGUAGCUUAAAUGUAAUUAAAUUACACAAUCUGUAAACAAUACAUAAGGCCAUAAAGUAAGCUUUGACCCUUUAAAUAUUUUUUGCUAGUGGAUGAAACAGUCAAACAAGUUCAUAUCAAGCAGCAGCUUUUGAAGAACUGGUCUCAGGAAAUAAAACCUUCAAUCCCUCAACACUUUGUUUUUGCUCUCCAUCCGCUGUGUUUUCUUCUGUUCACGUCACAUCCUCACCUCUGGUGUAAUUGCAGGGACAAAUACACGGGGAACUAAACAUUGUUGGUUUAUGUGUUUUUGUGUCAAUAAAUUGUAUAAUAAAUCUGUGUGCAUACAGUGACAUAGUUGUGUGUGUUCACAUUAAACUUUAUUUAAUGCUAAAUAAAGUGUUCCUUUAACUAGC